Molecule: messenger RNA, 3195 nt
Organism: Bombyx mori (domestic silkworm)
Lineage: Eukaryota; Metazoa; Arthropoda; Insecta; Lepidoptera; Bombycidae
Product: meiosis-specific nuclear structural protein 1
Exons: 9
Coding region: 1153-2658 (501 amino acids)
Biological process (GO): cilium organization
Cellular component (GO): motile cilium
Source: RefSeq, a predicted model, not a curated record
UCGUGUUGUAUUUUGAUGUAAUGGUACAGUUUUGGUUAUGCUCCUAUUUAUUUUUUUAAUACUUGUUCGUGGUGUGUCUUGUUCUGCCUGUUCUCUUGAUUGAGAGAUUGUAAAAAUUUGUUGGAAGGUUACUUCUCGUGGUAUUCCGUCUACCAUUUGAACUAAAUCAGGCCAUUUUUGUUUCAAGUCGGUUUCUAAAUCUGGAUGAUUCAAUCCAGUGGCAAAGCGGUCACGUAAUUGUCGUUCCAGGAAGUCAUUAGUGUAGCCACAAUCCCGACUAAGACCUUUUAAUCUGUUUGCAUAGUGUUCCAUCGUUUCAUUUUGUUCUCUAGUGCAAUUCCAAAAUUCUGUUAAGGCUCUAUACCUCGUCGUUUUUAUGCGAUAGAGGUCUAAUAAUUUGUUACAAAUUUCGCUGUAUGUAGCUAUAUCGAAAUCAGGCGUUAAAGCUACUUUUAAUUCGUGGAAUAUCUCUGGUGUUAGUAAAUUCAGAAGCAAAUCUUUCUGUAAGUCGCUGUUAUCGAUAUCAAGAAUUUUGCAUUUGUUUUCGAAAAAAUCAAUGUAAUCGUCAAUUCUGAAUGUAUCUGGAUUGUAUUUAUCCAUAUUGAAAUGUUUGAUUAUACUUAUCUUGUUAUCCGUAUCAUGUUUUGUAAAAGAGUCGUUCGUCACGCUCUUGGCUGUUGUAUUGCAAGCUGCUGGUACCAACAAUUUCAAGAUUUGUAAAAUCUGCUCUUGCUGGUUUUGUUGUGCAUGUAAAAAUAAUGCGAAUUGUUCAUCGUUCAUCUUAAUUUCUUUUAACUCGUCGCCAAUAUAAUAAAACAAUGUUUUCAAGACAUAGCAUAAAAUAUAAUAAUGAUAGGUAGCAAAAAUGACAAUGUGUUUGAAGUAUAUUUCAAAUAAUGGAAUAUGUAAAAGAAGGUUACAACAGGCACAAACAUUUUAUAAUUUUAUUUUGCAUUGCGGCUUACUUGGACAUUUAUAAAGACUCAACACUGGCAAAAAUACAAACUGUAAAUGCUAUUAUUAAAAAAAACGAGAAUAUUAAUACUUUUACAAUUUUUUGAAAAAACAUUAUUUUUCCUUGAAAACAAAGUCACUACGGUACUCAAACAUUUAUAAUAAACAAAGUCACUACAAACUCUAUUAAACAUUACAAUGGAAGCAAAGAACGAAUUACAAAAGAAUGCGAUUGCUGAAGCUCGCCGAACAGAGUUGGAGACUUUCCAGAGAGCUCUAGACAUGCAUUGGCUGAACAGUCGGAUGGAUGACGGUAGGAUGGGUCGGUGCUUGGCUCUCAUACAACGAGAAGCAGAGAUGGAAAAACAAUUUCAAGAGAGAACAGAUCAUGCUGCCAUUGUUAAUGCACAAGCAGAGAAAGAGACAAAACUGGCAAUUGAAGUAGCCAAGCUCCGUAGGCAGGAGAUGUGCGAGUUGCUCCGUCGCCAUUACCUCAGGGAACGAGACCCAAGCUUGAGGAACUUGAUGCAGAAAUUACAAGCUGGUUAUGUGUGCAGGGAUUUGCAGCAACAAAUAUUACAUAAUCAGUAUAGGAAACUACAGGAAGAGACUGAAGAGAAACGGGCAAAUGAUGUACUCAAAAAUACACUGUAUAAUGACAAAGAGGCAUUAGAUAGAGAAGAAAGAGAGAAGAUGGAACGUAAUGAUGAAUAUUGCAGGGAUCUCCAGCAACAAUUAGUUAACAGACAAAAACAGAAGCAGUGCGCUUAUGAGGAUACACUAAUUGAGAAGAAAAUGCUUGAAGAAGUUAUGCGGACAAUCGCUGAUGAGGAUCAAAGAGAAUUGGAGAAGAAACGUAUUGAGCGUGAGAAAGUCCGCAACGAGAUGGUUACGUUCAAGCGUGCCCGGGACGCGUGGAAGGAGAAACAGAAGCAGAUGCUCGUGAUCGAGGAGCGGCAGCUGGAGGCGCAGCGCCGCGCCGCCGCCGACCGGACCUCCGCCGUUAUCGCAGAGAGGGAACGCCAAAUACGUGCCAAAGAGGAAUUGAACGAGAAAAUCGCUUCGAAGAUAUUGGCAGAUGAGGCCGCGCGACGAGAACGCGAGGACGUGAUCAAACAGCUCCAAGAGCAGGAGUAUCUGGAGAAGAACGUUGUGGACGCGGCGGGCGACGCGGAGCGCGCGCUGCACGCCGCCGCCGCCACGCAGCGCGCGCUCGCCCGCCAGGUGGAGCUGCGGGCGGCGGCGGCGCGGGGGGAGAGGCAGCGGGAGGCGGAGUUCAGGAAGGCGAAUGAAUCAAAAAUGGCGGCUGAAGUACAGAAAGAGAAGGAGAAAGAAAUGAAGAACAAAGAAAAAGCACGGCAAUACUCCCAAGAAUUACUAAAACAAAUCGAAGAGAAUUCUAGAAGGAGAAAACAAGAGAAGGAGCUGGAAGAAAGUAGAGCACAAUAUGUUUGGGACUGCGGCACAUCUUGGCGCCAAGAAGUAAACGAAGAGCGUAAGAAGAUUAUCACGGAACACGCACCGCACCUGAUCGGCUACCUCCAAGCGGGAGUCAUCGCUAAGGAAGAUCUGGCGGCCGUCCGGGAGGGCGCGGACCGGCACCAGCGCUUGGCGCCCCUGGACAUCGAGUCCAUGGCGACGUCGAGGCGCCCGCACCGAUACUCCAAAUGCAACCAGCAGUGCAGGGUCUUGAGAGAAUACUAAUUAACUAUACUAGAUUGUUUACUGGUGGAAGGACCUUUGAGAGUCCACGCGGGUAGGUACCACCACCCCGCCUAUUUCUGCCGUGGAGCAUGCGUUUCGGUUUGAAGGGUGGGGCAGCCGUUGUAACUAUUCUUGAGAACUUAGAACUUAUAUCUCAAGGUGGGUGGUGCAUUUACGUUGUAGAUGUCUAUGGGCUCCAGUAACCACUUAACACCAGGUGGGCUGUGAGCUCGUCCACCCAUAUAAGCAAUAAAAAAAAAUUAGAUAGGAUGGGAUCGCGCGACGAACAUUUAAAUUAUUUGUAUUUGAAUAAAAAAAUUAUAAAGAUGUUUAGUCAUUUCAAAAUUAGCAUUUUGAAAACACCCUGUAUAUCGGCAUAAAAAUCUGUUAAACUUUAAAUUGUAUCUUUGUUAAUGAAAUAACUAUUCUAUUAAAAGGAAGCGUUUAGUAUAUUUUUAAUAGUAUGACUGAAUUUAUUACAAAAGACUGACUUGUUGUGGUGAUAUUUAUAAAUAAACAUUGUUUUGAGAUUUAUAA